Molecule: messenger RNA, 1230 nt
Organism: Molossus molossus (Pallas's mastiff bat)
Lineage: Eukaryota; Metazoa; Chordata; Mammalia; Chiroptera; Molossidae
Gene: CUNH4orf46
Product: chromosome unknown C4orf46 homolog
Exons: 2
Coding region: 225-566 (113 amino acids)
Source: RefSeq, a predicted model, not a curated record
GCCUGUGUGGAGCUUUGUGCUGGGGCGGUGAGUUGCCCGGAGUGGAUCGACUGGAAUCUGAUUGGCGGUCGGAAAAAUGUACCGUCUUCGCGGGCAGACACCCACAAGGAGACUGGGCGGGACUUCGGAGAGAGGAGGCGGGGCUCCUGGGGUUAGGGCGCGAGCAGUUGAAAGGUAGUUGGUGUCGGUUCCGCUCGGCUCGGAUUCGGCAGCCCCAGCACUUCAUGGCAGACCCCGAGGAGAUGCGGGUUUCUUCGCAGCCCCCGCCGCCUUCCUUCUCUCCCUCGUCUUCUGACGCCUCUUCACCAUCUCCCCGCGGCGGCCCAGUGAGUUUGGACUGGCCAGUUCCAAGCAGGAGCAGCGGCCGAACGGUGGACCGGCUGGAGGAAGUGGAGCUGCAGAUCGGAGACGCAGCAUUUUCAUUAACCAAACUUCUUGAAGCCACAUCUGCAGUAUCAGCUCAAGUGGAAGAGCUUGCCUUGAAAUGUACGGAAAACGCACGUUUCCUUAAAACAUGGCGGGACCUCUUGAAAGAAGGCUACGAUUCUUUGAAGCCUGACAACUGAUUUGACUGUAGAAAAACUUAUGCUUCCUCUUUUAUGAUAUUUUCACAUGUACUAUAUGUAUAGGAUAAUCUCCAGUAGUUCUAUAUACUAAAAAUGAAAUUUUUCUUGGUUUUCUUCACUUUUGUGAAAGCAGAAUACUGUUAUUUUUGAUGCUGGCUAGUAUUUGUUUACCUUAAGUACUUUGUCUAAACUUUCAUAAAGUUUAUGAAAGUUGAUUUCAUCAGUAGAUAAUACCACAGUGUUACCAGGAGCAACCUAGGUAGAACAUUAUUCAAUUUACAAGAAGAUGCCAAGAAUGGCAGCAUUUGAAGUUGAGCUUCAUUUUUAUGGUCCAAGGAAGGUAACUUUAAGGUUAGUAAUAUUAGAUCUAGCUCUAUUAGUCUAAGUUCUCUAUAACCAACCACUAUAUCUUAUUUACUUCCAUAUCUCCAGCACCUAGAACAGUGUCACGUAAAAGAGUCAACCUCAUUGACUUGAAGGAAAAAAAAAAAUUUUUUUUAAUGGGGAUUUGAACUUUAACUGAUAACAGCUUUUUAAAAUGUAUUUUUUGCCCUUCUAUGAUGCUUUUUAAAAAAGGCUUGUACUUCAGAAAAUGAAAGCAUAUAUAGAAAGAAUUUUCCCCCUAUUUAUUUCUAAGAUUAACUGCUUCUACAAAUAUUUUUUG